This is a messenger RNA of Diversispora eburnea, 828 nucleotides long. Lineage: Eukaryota; Fungi; Glomeromycota; Glomeromycetes; Diversisporales; Diversisporaceae. The record is from the annotation of a GenBank genome assembly.
AUGUCUCUAAAUAUACGCAAAGCUGGAAAUUUAUCUAAUCUUUGGGAUUUUGAUGAUGAAGAUGAAGGAGGUGAAAUCGACUCAAAAGAUUCAGAAGCUUCAUGGAAUUCUAUUCCGAAAGAAGAGUUUGAAAAAAUAAAAGCUAAAACUCGACAAGGUUGUCUUUGUGAUAAAUGUGACCGAGAAAAACUACUUCGGCAUGCUGCUAUUUUUGCCGGAACACGCAUAAUUAAUGAAAAAAUUGUGGAUCAUUUUCAUACCACGUGGCGACAUCCAAUGCAUAUGGGUAUACCUAACGUUGAAUGUGUAUCUUUUAUGAAGAGUGAUAAAAAAGUAUGUCAAAGAUUUGAUGAAUACAUGUCAGAAUUAUUAUUGAUUCUCGAUGACCCAAAUAUUAAACCAUUGUGGCACGGAACAACCGUUAAAUGUAAAUCUCUUGAAAAACCGUGUGAUCCUAAUUCAACAGAAAGUUGUGCUGGUUGUAAUAUAUUAAGUAAAGGAUUUGAUAUAACGAGAAGUGGAUCAUCCACUCCUUUCAAAAGAUAUGGAUCUGGUAUUUAUUUUGCUCCAAAUUCUUCAAAGGCUCACAGUUAUGCUACUCCUAGAGGAGGAGCAGGAGAUUUGUAUACAAUUUUGCUUUGUUUUGUAGCUUUAGGGAGAUGCCAUACAACAAUUGAUGACAUGCCAUAUUUAAAUGAACCACCAUAUCCAUGUCAUUCCGUACAUGGAAGUGUAGGACACAGAUUAAAUUAUGAGGAAUACGUUAUUUAUAGACCUGAUGCAGUUGUUCCAUUUGCAUCUAUUACUUAUAGAAUGAAAAUUUGGUAA